AAAUUAAGAUGUAUUUAAUUAAUUUUUAAAAAUUAGUUUGAUUUGUAAAAUAUUCCAAUGAAGUAAAACAGAUUGCUAUUGACUCACAACAUAUACAAGAUUAUAAUUUAAUUAAUGAUAGUAUGAAUACCAGAUUAUUUUAGAAUGUCAAUUCCCAACAGAAUCAAUUGAAAUAAAAUCAUCAGUCUUAAAAUUAAUUUUGUUAAUAUAAUAUCUGUACGUUGAACUAUAAAAGCUGUUGAUUAAUUGUGAAUUUUAAUUAUUCAUGUGAUCAUGCUCAAUAAAUAAGUAUCAAUUUUUAUAAUAAAUAGAAUAAAUUCAUACAAUAAUAGUAUUUUCGAAAUGAAAAAUAUAAAUUAAUUUUAUACAUGUGUUUACAUUAUCCAUUGAAUAAUAUCUAAAUAUUGCGUUGAAAAAAUUAAAAAAACAAUUGUCAUUAUGAAAAAAAUAAAUUAUAUAAUUUUAAAAAUUAUUAUUAUUUUUAAAUUAUUGUCAAUGGUAAUUGCAAUUUGUCCAGCUACUAAUGAAACAGUUGAUGUUAAUUUGAAAGAGUUAUCUGGAGGUUGGUACGUGACAGCAGCAACACCAGUAACUGGGCAAGUUGGAAAAUGUUUGUAUUUUGAAAUUGAAAAAAGUGAAAAUAAUGAAUUUAUCAUGAAUUUUACAUCAACAAGUUAUAGAAAUAAUCAACGUAUCUGGUGGGAUGUCAGAGGUUUUCAAAAUGGUAAAAUUUUAAUGGCUAAAUGGAGGCUUUCAACAUCAGCUAAACCAAUUGGUCCAUUUCAACAUCAAGUUGUUGCUAUAAAUCAUGAUGAAUACAUUGCAAUAAUUGUUUGUGCAACAGACACAAAACAUAUUACUAAAGGCCAAGUUGCUCUUAUUUUAUCACGUCAAAAAAUUCUUCCGCCAACAAUAUUAAUUAAUUUAAAAACAAUAAUGGCAAAAUAUGUUGAUAGAAAUGAUAUUCUUGACAUCGACAAUACCUGUGACGGCAUUACAAUUUAAUUAACAUUAUAAUUAUCAUUUAAUUUUCUAUCAAAUAUAAUUUUUAUCAUUUUAAAAAGAAUUUUUUUUUAGCUUGUUUUAAUGAUUGUAUUAUAAUGAUUGUUGUUAAUUUAUAAAUAAAAAUAAAAUUAAUAUAAAAAAA
This is a messenger RNA of Aphidius gifuensis, 1147 nucleotides long. RefSeq lists its product as uncharacterized. The transcript is spliced from 3 exons. NCBI's taxonomy places the organism in Eukaryota, Metazoa, Arthropoda, Insecta, Hymenoptera, Braconidae. The coding region runs from base 439 to 1005 and encodes 188 amino acids. The record is from RefSeq and is a predicted model, not a curated record.